GACAUCAUGGGCUAGGGAACAGUGAACAGCCAGUGAAGCAUCCAGCCUGCCGAGCAAGCUUUGCUUCUAGGGUCAGGAACUGGUCUGACAAGAGAAUGGCAGCGCUGCCUUCAAACCGUCUCUAGGACUGUACGGCUGACGAUGAAUCCACCAGGACUCCAGGCCCAAAGGCGAGACACCGAGCCGGAGAAUGUGAAGACAUAUUUCAGGAUCUUGUGAGUGCUACUAAACAUGUCUGAUAGUGUUGAUAUUGAAGAGAAGCCACCAGCCCCCCCCUUGAGAAUGAACAGUAGUUCCCGAGACUCUUCAUCAGUGAAUCACGCAUCUAAACCACUUCCAAUGGCUCCUGAGGAAAAAAACAAGAAAGCUCGCCUGCGCUCCAUCUUCCCCGGAGGAGACAAAACAAACAAAAAGAAGGAAAAGGAACGUCCAGAGAUAUCCUUACCCUCAGACUUUGAACACACAAUCCAUGUCGGCUUUGAUGCUGUUACAGGGGAAUUUACAGGAAUCCCGGAGCAGUGGGCCCGGCUCCUGCAGACCUCCAACAUCACCAAGCUGGAGCAGAAGAAGAACCCACAAGCUGUGAUCGACGUGCUGAAGUUCUACGACUCCAAAGAGACCGUCAACAAUCAGAAAUACAUGAGCUUCACCUCGGGAGACAAGACAGCACAUGGUUACAUUGCAGCAAACACUCUGAACCGACUGCUGUCUUCUGGGCCUCCUGUCAGCCUUAGAACCUGCAGCGCAUUAUUUGACAAGGGUGCCAAAACAUCAACGACAGAACCCCCGAUCGCGCCGCCUGUUUCGGAGGAGGAGGAUGAGGAGGAGGAGGAAGAGGAGGAAGAAGAGGAAGAAGAGGACGACGAUGACGAGCUGCCCCCGGUCAUCGCCCCUCGACCUGAGCACACCAAAUCUAUCUACACGCGCUCUGUCAUGGACCCACCAAAGCCCCCGAGCCCCGUCAAAGAAGAGUCGACUCCACCAGAGUCGCAGGUUCAGCCUGAGAAUACCUCCAACACGAUGUACCGCCACACCGACCGGCAAAGGAAGAAGUCCAAAAUGACAGACGAGGAGAUUCUGGAAAGACUCAGGAGUAUUGUCAGCGUGGGGGACCCCAAAAAGAAGUACACGCGCUUCGAGAAAAUAGGACAAGGAGCAUCUGGCACUGUCUACACUGCCAUCGACAUAGCGACCGGUCAAGAGGUGGCCAUCAAACAGAUGAACCUGCAGCAACAACCCAAGAAGGAGCUGAUCAUCAACGAGAUCUUGGUGAUGAGGGAAAACAAAAACUCCAACAUAGUCAACUACCUGGACAGCUACCUGGUGGGGGAUGAGCUGUGGGUUGUGAUGGAGUAUUUGGCUGGAGGCUCACUGACAGAUGUUGUGACUGAGACCUGCAUGGAUGAGGGCCAGAUUGCUGCAGUCUGCAGAGAGUGUCUUCAAGCGUUGGACUUUCUACACUCCAACCAGGUUAUCCAUAGAGAUAUAAAAAGUGACAACAUCCUCUUGGGGAUGGAUGGAUCUGUGAAGCUCACCGACUUUGGCUUCUGCGCCCAGAUCACUCCCGAGCAGAACAAACGCAGCACGAUGGUGGGAACGCCGUACUGGAUGGCCCCAGAAGUGGUGACUCGGAAGGCUUACGGGCCAAAAGUUGAUAUCUGGUCUCUGGGAAUCAUGGCAAUAGAGAUGGUGGAGGGGGAACCACCUUAUCUGAACGAGAAUCCACUCAGGGCACUCUACCUGAUAGCAACCAAUGGUACUCCAGAGCUGCAGAACCCAGAAAGGCUCUCUUCGGUGUUCAGAGACUUCCUCAACCGCUGCCUGGAGAUGGAUGUGGACCGCAGAGGCUCCGCCAAGGAGCUGCUGCAGCAUUCCUUCCUGAAGCUGGCGAAGCCCCUCUCCAGCCUGACGCCUCUGAUUGUAGCUGCUAAGGAAGCCAUAAAGAACAGCAGUCGCUGAGGGGUGGGGCUCCCCGUCCAAGCCCGAGGCCGGAGCGCUGCCGGUGAUGCGUUGCUUCAUGACAGCAGGGGGUUGGGUGAACGGGGUGGGUUUGUGUGACUGACAGUGACAGCACAAGGGCAUGAGACCCUCCCCAGCCGCCACCGCCGCCACCACUCGUCCUCAGAGCCUCGUUUCCGGGACGGACAUCUGGUUUUGCAGCCUCUCGGCCACACUGCUGAAAACAGACCUUGCCUCCUUGUUUACUUCUCCAGCACUGUACAUGUAGAGCAGUCUAUCACAAGUAUGUCAGACACGUGUGUGUGUGUGUGUGUGUGCGUGUGUGUGUGUGUAAACAAAACCGUGCACUUCUGUUCACGUCAUGUCUUGUUUUGGGAUGAAUCUCCCUAAACAGCAAAGACAAAAAAAUUAGUUUGGAUAAAACUGAAAAAGGGAAGGGUGCAGCAGUGAAACCGAUAGACAACGAAUUCUUCCCUGUCCUGGAUCAGGAUUGGUUUCCUUCCCUCUCGUCAGGGAGCACAAUCAGGCCACAUCCGUGCCGAACAGCCGAUGUGAAGGAGGACCUCUGGACCCGACGUCAGCCUGCAUGACCAUGGUUCUGUGAAGAAACACCGCUAACCCUCUGCAUAUUGCCUCCUCUAGACGUGGCGUAACUCUGCUGUGUUUUAAUGUGUAGACGUGUGUGUGUGUGUGUGUGUGUGUGAAUGAGUGUAGGGAUGCAACUACCGGACGGGGGAGGGAGGGAUAUAAAUUCAGGAGUAAUUUCUUCAUUUUUCAUUCACUUAUGCCAGCUUUAAAUACCCUGCAACAAUCCAUGUCGGCAGUUCUUUGAUAUGAUUGGAGCAAAAUCUCUUCUUUAAUUCAAAAAUGCUGUCUUAAAAUCACUGGGCAUAAAUGCAAUUGGCUGAUUUCCAAUUAUUGCUUGAAUAUGUAAAGUCUUCGUCGUUUAUAGGACAUCGUUUUUGAAGCAUCCUCAUACAAAUUGUUAUUUCAAGGAAGAUUACACAAGCGUUGGUGAUUUUUUUUUUUUCCUGUUUAGGUAUGUGUUGCCAUCUUCCAUACAGUGGUAUGCAAAAGCCUUGAACUUUGCCACAUUUUGUCAUGUUACAAAUACCAGAUCCAUGUAUUUUAUUUGGACUUAAUUUGGCGAUGAACUAUGAAGUUGAAGGAAAUGGUUGAUGGUUGGCGAGUGAAAGUGUGGCUUUCUUUUGAUUUAGCCUUUCAAGAUCGCAUUGUUUUUAACUCCAUCCACCCGCCCAUCAACAGUAACUUCCCUCUCCCCGAUCAUGCUAUGGGGAAAGCAUCCCCGUAGCAUGAUGCAGUCACCCAUCUGCUUCACAUACGAUGAUGUGGUCAUCGUGAUGAUCAAGUUGUUUUUUUUCAGCCUCAGAGUCAUUUUUGACACAUCUGUCUAGAGCACCUUCUUCUACAUGGUUUCUGUUACCAUUACAUGGCUUGGAGUAAACUUUAAAUGGACUUCUUAUUGUUUUCUCUUUUUUUUUCAUUCUUUCAUAAAGGCCAGAUUUCUGACUGCAUUACCAACAACUGUCCUGUCAGCACACUUCCCCGCUGAGCUUUUGAUAUUUGCAGCUCCUCCAGAGUUACCUCUAAGGUUAAUUUCUAAUUAAUGCCCCUCUUGCCUAUCAGUUUAGGGUGGUUUGAUAUCUUAAUAGGAGGACUCUAUUCACUUAUUAGGGUUUUUUUUUUUUAAAAAAAACGAUUGCUUGCCCUACAUUUUAUUUAGGUACAUCAGAGUAAAGGGGCUGAUUAUAAAUGCACGCCACACCUUUCAGAUUUCCAUUUGUAAAGCUUUUGCUUUCCAUCAACUUCCCAAUCAUGCUCUGCACAUGAAAUCCCAUAAAAAUACCUCAGUUUGUGGUUGUAACAUGACAAAAAGCACACAAAAAAGCUCACUAGGUGUGUCUUUUUCCUUUUCUUUUUUGCAAAGCACUCCAAAGAUCUGAAAUGGCUUGCAUAAAUUAGGAGAAAAGGGAUGGAAAUAGCAAGCUGGUAAUCCUGAAUUCAGUCCAGAGGGUAAUAAAUGUAUUCAGAUUCGGCGAGUUGCCACACAGUGCCCCAGGCUUCCCCCGUGUCCUUGAACAGAAAAUGAAAUACAUCAGAAAUAUGUCUGAUUUACAAAUGGUAGAAUGACGUCUUCUCAUUUGCAAUCUUGUUGAUUUAUUUUUUUCCAUCUCAGUGUUGGAGAUAGAGGCUGUUGCUGUCUAAGACGCUGCUCGUCCAAGCUGUAGUGUUUUCGUCUUUCGAAUGUGUCUUAUAUUUUGAUUUAUUUCUCAUAAGGUCGUUACAUUUUGUCGUUUCUUAAAUGUGUGUCAGAGCGAACUAAGGAGUGGCGUUCUUUUGAUUGUACCCAGCCCCCCCGUCGUUUCACUCUUAACAUUCCUUUCAUGCCUGGAUUAGAGUUUAAACUCAUUCCACUGCUACAUCAGUGUUUGUAUUUACUUGCUUCAUCAGGCGUUCCCCCUGACGCGCAGCGCCACGAGAAGCUCACAUACGCUCAUCCUCGACGUGGAUGUUUUUGUUUUUUUUAGGCUUUGAUACAAGCAUUUAAACUGCUCAUUAUUUCAGGGUGUGUGAUCAUACGAAAAGAAAAAAAAUAAUUGAUUGCAAAAGCUUAAAAAUUUCUAAUCAAAAUUAGUCCUAUAGGCUUAAAUAUAUGCAUACGUCUCCACUAAUGUUUGGAUUAAUGUCCUCCCGAAGCAAGUUGCGUAGACACCACAGACCUUUUGGAGCCACCGACAACUUUUUUUUCCGUGAUUCUAGCUGGAUGUUUCACCGCUUUUCAUGG
Molecule: messenger RNA, 4765 nt
Organism: Fundulus heteroclitus (mummichog)
Lineage: Eukaryota; Metazoa; Chordata; Actinopteri; Cyprinodontiformes; Fundulidae
Product: serine/threonine-protein kinase PAK 3
Exons: 16
Coding region: 232-1959 (575 amino acids)
Biological process (GO): regulation of actin cytoskeleton organization; regulation of axonogenesis; protein phosphorylation
Cellular component (GO): cytoplasm
Molecular function (GO): protein serine/threonine kinase activity; ATP binding
Source: RefSeq, a predicted model, not a curated record